UUGCCCCUAUCAUUCAAGUAAAAGUUCAUUCAAUUUCCAUUUAUAUGCCAAUUCAUAUCAUAUGAUGUAUUCUUUGUGCUCUCUGUAGAUAAGAAGAUGAAUCUCAAAUUACAUGCCCUAUAAAUUGGACCAUUUAAUGAGUCUUUCUUAAUUCACACUGGAGCUGCUAGGACUCUACCCUGGAGACUAAAACAGUCUGGUUUACCUUCAGCUUUAAAUGAUGCUGUCUCCACAGCUGCACAAAAUCUUAGCAGUAGCUUUUUUCCUGCUCCCAUUGUGUGCUCAAGGUAAACUUGCAGGAUUUCUUCCAUCGUUCCCUUUCAAGCCUUUGUUUGGAGGUCGGAGCAACAGUGCAGAAGAGCAACAAAUACCAGAUCUCACAGCUCUGGCUGGCAAUGAACAUGGGGACCCCAUCCAUCAAUUGGAAUAUCGGAUUUCCAGACUGGAAGGAGUCCUUCGCUUGAACAAGAUGAUAACAGAGUCUGGAGGAAAAAUCUUUUCUACCAAUGGAAAAAAAGCUGAUUUUGAUGGUACUGUGGAAAAAUGUAAAGAGGCUGGAGGCUCUAUCGCCACUCCAAAGAGCCCUGGAGAGAAUGAUGCCAUUCUGUACUUUGUGAAAUAUUUUAACACCUACGCCUACCUGGGGAUAAAACAAUCCCUUAUUCCAGGAAGAUUCCAGCUCCUGAAUGGUGCUCAGCUGAGCUAUACUAACUGGUAUCCAAAUGAACCUUCUGGCAAAGGAGAGGAGGAAUGUGUGGAGAUGUACACUGAUGGCACUUGGAAUGACAAGAAGUGUAACAAGAAUCACCUUAUUAUCUGCCAGUUUUAGUGCUUCCCUUGCUGCUCUCUGGAAUGUGCUUCCCUGUCACUUGUGUCCGCUUUUGUAGCUACUGAACUUAGAUAAAGCAGCAUGAAAAAAUAAAAUGCAUUCUUUCCCU
Melospiza georgiana is the source of this 938-nucleotide messenger RNA. RefSeq names its product pulmonary surfactant-associated protein A-like. The transcript has 4 exons. Bases 218 to 829 code for a protein of 203 amino acids. The record is from RefSeq and is a predicted model, not a curated record. NCBI's taxonomy places the organism in Eukaryota, Metazoa, Chordata, Aves, Passeriformes, Passerellidae.